GGUGGGCCGGCGGCCGGCGCGCAGGCGGCGGGGGGCGGGCAGGGGCGGUUCUGCGGGCCCCGGCUGGGCUCGGCUCGGCGCGGCUCGGCUCGGCGCGGAGGAGCGGAGCGAGCGCGGCCGCGAUGGGCGCCUCGGCGGCGGCGGCGCGGCGGCGGCGCGGGGCGCGGCGGCGGGGUCAAAUGGGCGCGCUGGCCGCACUGGCCCUGCUCCUGGCCGGCUGCGCGGCCGGUCGCGGCGGUUAUGAUGCCCUGAGCUAUUCUGUGGAAAGUAAUGACAAAUGGAGCGGGAGGCAGCUACUGCAAGCGAAUGAGAACACGACUGAUGUCCCAGAGGAGGGAGGGCAGCUGUAUGUCAGAAAUUGCACUGAACCAGCUCUCCAUGAAUUCCCCAAUGACAUCUUCACAAACGAGGACAGGAGACACGGAGCUGUGGUCCUGCACGUCCUUUGUGCCGUGUAUAUGUUUUAUGCUUUGGCAAUUGUCUGCGAUGAUUUCUUUGUCCCUUCAUUGGAAAAGAUUUGCGAACGCUUACAUCUUAGCGAAGAUGUGGCUGGGGCAACUUUCAUGGCUGCGGGCAGCUCUGCUCCUGAGUUGUUUACAUCUGUCAUAGGUGUGUUUAUCACAAAAGGAGACGUAGGCGUUGGAACCAUCGUAGGCUCGGCUGUGUUCAACAUUCUCUGUAUUAUUGGCGUGUGUGGGCUUUUUGCAGGACAGGUCGUUGCGCUGUCGUCGUGGAGUCUCUUGAGAGAUUCAAUCUACUAUACACUGUCUGUUGUUGCACUCAUUGUGUUUAUUUAUGAUGAAAAGGUUUCCUGGUGGGAGUCGUUAGUCUUGGUGCUGAUGUACGUCAUCUACAUCGUUAUCAUGAAGUACAACUCAACCAUACAUCACUGCUUCGAAAGGAAGACAAAAAACUCGGCAAAUAUGGUGAAUGGUUUAGCAAAUAACACAGAAAUGGAUGAUAACAGCAACUGUGAUGCCACAGUGGUAUUACUAAAGAAAGGUAACUGUUCCAGAAACUUCCACCGUAAAGCGUCAGUGAUCAUGGUGGAUGAGCUGCUGUCUGCCUACCCACACCAGUUUUCGUUCUCUGAAGCUGGGCUCCGGAUCAUGAUAACCAGCCACUUCCCUCCCAAAACACGUCUCUCCAUGGCCAGCCGCAUGUUGAUCAAUGAGAGACAAAGGCUGAUCAACAGCAGGACUUACACCAAUGGUGAGUCAGAGGUAGCAAUCAAAAUACCUAUCAAGCACGUGGUCGAGAAUGGAACAGGUCCCAGCAACUCUGCUGAGCGGGGCGUGAAUGGCACACGGCGGGAUGAAGACAUGGCUGAGGCUGGGAAUGAGACUGAGAACGAGAAUGAGGAUAACGACAACAAUGAAAACGAUGAGGAAGAGGAAGAAGAUGACGAUGAUGAUGACCAUGAAGGGCCAUACACACCUUUUGACCUACCCACUGGCAGGAUAGAAAUUUUGAAGUGGCUCUUCACAUGGCCAUUGAGUUUUGUCCUGUACUUCACAGUGCCCAACUGCAACAAACCCCACUUGGAAAAAUGGUUCAUGGUUACCUUUGCGUCUUCUACACUCUGGAUUGCAGCUUUCUCAUACAUGAUGGUGUGGAUGGUGACAAUCAUUGGCUACACACUGGGAAUUCCAGAUGUGAUCAUGGGCAUCACUUUCUUGGCAGCUGGAACCAGUGUGCCAGACUGCAUGGCAAGCCUUAUCGUAGCAAGGCAAGGUAUGGGGGAUAUGGCUGUGUCCAACUCCAUUGGAAGCAAUGUGUUUGAUAUUUUAAUUGGCCUAGGCCUCCCAUGGGCUUUGCAGACCCUAGCAGUGAAUUAUGGAUCUUAUAUUCGGUUAAACAGCAGAGGACUUAUCUAUUCUGUCGGUCUCCUGCUGGCAUCUGUUUUUGUCACAGUUUUUGGCGUCCACAUGAACAAAUGGAAACUGGAUAAGAAGCUAGGGUGUGUGUGCCUUUCCCUUUAUGGCAUCUUCCUGUGUUUCUCCAUCAUGACAGAAUUCAAUGUUUUCACUUUUGUGAACUUGCCCAUGUGCAGAGAUCACUAAUGUAGGUGGCAGACUGUCGGGAGGAACUUCCUUCUUACCUGUGCAAUACAAACCACGGCUGGCAUCUCCUGAACACGGUGCACCUCCAAGUCGUGACGUAUAUCCUGCUCACUGUUCAUAGGACCUGUGGCCCCAUCUAGGUCUGCCCUCUCCCUGACUCCCCGCAACCUGGACAAAUCCUGCAUCGAUGUGAAGAUUAUUUUUUUCAACAUUCAUGUAAUUUCCUAGCUCAGUUUUUGAACAGUGUGACUGGGAUGAACUGGCUGCUAACUGGCGUCAAGCCAGGCAAAACUGGUCUGCUACAAUUCUUUCUUCUUUUUAAGUUAUUUGAUGGAAGACUAAUCUAAUUUAUGACUUAAGACUAUUGCUAUAAUGCAGAAGAGGUACAUCCUACAGGGGCUGAUUUUCAAGGAGAAUUGUGGGAUUGAUUUUUUUUUUUUUUUUGGUCUGUUUUAUUCCUUUUGUUUUUUAGCUGUGUUCUGGGGUUGGGGGUGGGGGGAGGUGUGUUUGGUUUUACUUUUUAAUUGCCAGAGAUCAACGUCUUCUCUUGCAUCUUGUCCUUCUGUGUGCUGGGUCUCCUGUAACAAUCCAAAGGUCACAGGGCAGUGUAAUAUGAGAAUACAAUUCAAGGUACUCAGCAUAUGAAUGGAUUUACUGCAUUUUAAAAGAAGAUUGUCAAGGCAACAGACAAUGACUUUUGACCAUAAAUAAUGAGUCUUGUACAGGUGUGAUGAGGAAUGCAAAGUAAACAUGGAUUCAGAGGGUAAUAACUGCUAUCAUUUUGUUACUAACAUUGGAGUUUUAUUACUAGGGUGUUCAUGGUAUUUCCAAGCAAUAGUUUGAUUGCCAGCCCUGGAGGGCUACCAAUGAAGUGUCCUGGUUUUUAAUGGUCUGCACAUGGAAAUGGAAGGUCAGAACUUUCUCUGCUUCAUCAGAUUUCUUGUUUUGGGGGGAUUCAAUAGUUCAUGUCUUACUCGUUCUGAGAAGGACAUAAGUACAUGUCGGAACUUUUCUAAAUGAGUUACAGACACUGGUUUCUUUAAAAGGAAAGAGGCAUAUUUUGCACAGAUAUAGUUACUGAAGUCAUAAUUUGCCAUUCUUUAAAGAAUACACUGGACCUGGCCAGAUAUUUGUCGUCUUAAGCAGUUGAACUUACCCGAUAACAGAUCAAGUGGAUUCAUCGCCCCUCCUUUGGGAGGGAGGAAGACACAGAGAGACAUGGCACUUUUUAAAAUGUGGAAUAUCUUCAAUGCAGACUUGCUCACAGAUCUUAAGCUAUUGUGAAAGUUUAGCUGUUCAUUGUUCCAAUAUCCCUGCUAGAUUUUGUAUAAUUCUGUAUUAAUAUGCAGGCAGAUUCCACCCCAUGAGAAACACCAUCACAACUUCAUUUGUAUGUAUUGAUACUGUGGAUUCUUGCCAGUGCUGGCUCUUGUAUUUACUUUAAGCACUGAUCACUUCUGAUUCAUUUGGUAUGUUUUUUCUUCUUGUAUAUGUUCUACUAUGAAAUGUAUUAAGAUACUACCAGCUAGGUGAAUGUUUUUGUCUAUGGUACAAACAACGGCAAAUAUUGGUAGUAAAGGUACAGCAAACCCUAUGUAAAAAAAAGGGAGGAAAAAAAAAUCCCUACCCAACAACUCACACCAAACCCUAACCUACAGCAGGGAAAAAACCUCUAACUAAAAAAAAAGCAAAGAGAACCCCAUUCACAGACAGAAAGCCAAGUUUUAUUUCAUUUGCACUUUUGGAAGUGACUUUUUCAGUUUGAUUUUGUUUGGGCAAAGUGCUGUAAAUGGAAAUAUUUACCCCCUGUGGUUUCCAUUCAGCUCAGCACCCGAUGUUCAUUCUUUGGCACACUAAGCGUGUGGAGGUUCUGGCCCUUGUUGCACUGCGCAUGUUCAGGAAGUGUCAUAGGAAAAGCUGUGUGCUGCUGGCUUUGGUGGACAAAGUGCGCUCAUGCUCCCUGGCAGGGAGCAGGACAGGUCCAGGGACAGGCAGUGGAGAGUCAGUGACAUGCCUGCAUCACCAUUUUUCUUUCUGGAAAACAGUUGUGUUGUUACUUGUUGAGCUAUGCAGCCUGUGGUUCGAGCAGCCUUGUCGUCACUAUGCCUGCUGAAAGUCCUCUCGCAUUAGGAAGCCCGCUGUACUUUUUCUGUUGUUGUUUUUUAUUGUUGCUGUUGGGAUUUUUUUGUUGUUGUCAAUGAGAUUAAUAAUAACCACUAAAAUACCUAAAAUACUUUCUUAAAUCAAACAAUGUUAGCAACGAUGUGGCACAUAUCCCUAAAGGCCACCCCCUCCACACACAGCUAUACUCUUGUAGCAAGAUGCAGUUGCUGCUAAGCAGACUGUUUCCUUGCUGACAGAGGGACAGAUUUGGGGAAGAAAAAAAAAGAAGUUUCACAUCAGGACCUAUUGUUACUUCUAUUUUGAAUAUUUAUACUGCUGCUCCAAUGGAGCCAGUUGGAUCUAUUUCUACGAAAUAGCCAUUACCUAUCCCGUGGCACAAAAACUGCAUGAGUAUUUUUUAGGAACUUUUCCUAUUGGUGUGCAUUAAAUACUGUAGUGUAUCGUAGCUUUGCAUUGUGUGUAAAACCUGAAAUACCUUGUUUUGACACUUGCGUGUUGUGCAAGAAUGUUCUGCAAGUUGUUUCUAAGCAGAAGCAAAAGGUACAUUGAACUGCCAUUAUUGUGCCAUAUAGGAAUUGAUGAGCAGUUCCUAUAUUGACAGUUUUAGUGAGAUGUGCUUACGAUUUACAGCCAAAUCUCAGACCUGGUUUGGAAGAAGAUAGACCAAGUGAAUGUGUGCAUUCUUGGUUUUGUCUCCAAAAGAGAGAGCCUCUCAAAUUUGUUAGCAUAAUCAAAGCCUGUGGAAACAUCCGCAAAGCAAAAACACUUGAGCAAUUUUUAGCAUCCUUCCUGUGUGACAUCUCCAAAACUCCCAUAGACAGUUAUAUUCAAAUGUGGUGCAUAUUAAAAGCUUUGCUCCAGAGAGGACUGGGUGUAAGGGGUUCUCUCCUCCCAAUGUCAGAUCCUGGUCCCCGCAGGCUGUGCACAGGGGACAGCCAGCACCUGCCUUCCGUUUCCUGCGAGCAGCUCUGCAGUGCCCAUUGCUGCCCAGUGCAUGGGUCACUGCUGCGGCGCAGGAGCCCAGGGGAGGCUGCCCUCUGCCCCACACAGAGUCCUGGAGCUGUGGGGCAGGAUGGGCUCUGCUGGGGCUGGCAGAAGGGGCAGCUGAGGCACAGCAAGGCUCUGGAGAGGCGCAGGGUUUGGGGGGCUGGGGGAACUCUGGGAGAAGCCACGUUGGGUUGUGUUCUUUGAAUGUGACUGGGAUUCCUGUGCAUCGUCGUUAUUCUGAGAGCAAGGGUCACCUUCAUGCCUGAGGCACUUUGGUCUUUGGGCCAGUUUUCGGACUCUUUUUGUUUCCAUUCCCAGCUGUUUCAGACAAUUCUUAAUGACUAUUUCAAAGGAAGAUUAAAGAGCCUUUUCCUCAGUGGACAGCACUACACUGCAGCUCUGACUUUGACUUGAUUUAUAGAUGUGAGCCUUUGCUAGUUUCAACUCUGCUUGAGGUGUGGAUGGCCUCCCUUUGGCAGCGGUUCAAAGGCAGAAUGGUAGGAUACGAUAUGGUGAGAACUUAAGCAUUAUGGAAAAGCUGCUUAUGUCCUACCAAAGGUGAAUUUUCUACUUGCCUUUUUUUUUUCUUCCUUUUUUUUUUUUUUUUCUUUUUUGUUUUUUGAUGUACUGCACUUUUUGGUAGAUGGUUUCUGCAAUAAGAACACCAACCUGAAACGUGUGCAUGGGAGGAGCCUUCCACUAGUAUCAUUGGGGUUUUUUGCCUGUGAUGCUACUUGCUUGCUUUGUUUUCUGCCUUCUGUCCUCAGCUGUGUCAUUAAAAUCAACUGGUUGGCAUGCUUUAGAUUUGUGAUGUUAGUGCUUGCGAAAACAAAUACUCAUUCUUAACAUUCAGAGAUGCAUGACUGGGUUUUUCUUGACAAAACACAUCAGGUAAAACAGGAAUCUAGUUUUAGAAAAAUAAUGUUCAAUGUAGAUGGGGCAACCAUUUAAUAGCCUGCUGUCAGAACAGGAGUUUUUAUAUGCCUUUUCCAAAUAACCAUAUUAAUAUUUGUAAGAUAAAAUGUAGAUUGAAUAUUGUUGAAUAACUUUUUAGAAAACCACAAUUUUCUGCUGAUUGGCCAAUGUUUCUUAUAUCAAGAUUUUUUUGGGAGCCCUAAUCCUUUCAAAUAAAGCUCACAGAGAUGCAGCAGUGAAAGGUUUGUCCAUUUCAAAGUUACGCCACUGAGGCUUUAAACUUGUUUAAAUAGAUGAAUCAAUCUCAAUGGACCAUGCUUAGCUGGAUUUAAAUCUUCCCUAUAUUCAUGAAGUUUCACUUGAUCAGCAGCCACUAUAAGUUGGUCUAAAAUAGACUUAAGUCCAGGUAAGAAUGUCUCUAUUAGGUUUGUCCAACUUGAACCAGACCAGUUUAAAGCCAUGCUUUUAAGGAAAGUGGUGGAAGUUUGAAUGUUUGGAAGACUUCAGCCACUUCAAAAUUAAGGAGCUGCAGAGUUUGAAUAUGCCGACUGGGUGAAUCAGCUACAAUGCUUAAAGUUAAAGGAAGAGAGUUUUCAGUAUUCGCUGACUUGAGUGAAAGUUGACCUCUAUUGAAGCCAAUGGCAAAACCCCAACGACUGCUUCGUAGGGUCAGUGAACGUGUUUGCAGCAUUAAGCCCUGGAAAGGGCUGUUGCAUUUUGUUUUUUUAAAGAUGAAUGGACUUUUUAUUUUCUUACCUGAAGAGAUAAAUGAAGAACUAUUAAUACAACUUGGCACCUUUAAGGGAAUUUACAUGAAUAUCCUGUUAGCACUUAGUGGCCUCAAAUCUGAGGUGUAUUUCGUAUAUGUAUAUACUUCCACCCAAACUGCUCUGGCUUGUUUGGCUGAAUCUCCAGAACCAGUCUCAGGUGUGGACAAAUCCAUGUCCUUUGGAAAAGUUUUCUUUAUUCUCGGGAAAGCAAUGAGGGAGGAAAUGGCAGUUUAUUUCAUUGUGCACCAGGGGAUAUAAUUUGGCUGUGAAAUCCAUUCUUCACCACCCUGAAACAGCCUGGGCCAAGUUAUUCACGUUUGGGCAGAAGCAUCUAAUUUCAGGAAAGCAUCUAAAAAGCACAAUUUGUUUAAAACAACUGAUUUUGUAAUAAAUUUAUAUAGUUAAAAUGACUUUAUCAUGGUAUGUUUUAGGUAGUUUUUUAUUUUACUUUUUGUAACAGCCUUGUAGAAAAAGUUUUAAACCUUCCACAAAAGACAACUUGACAGAUCUUGUCAAUAUGAUCUUUGUCUGCCAGGUAGGAUUUGAAUGGUGCUAAAAGUCAACAUGAUAAUUUCACAGCAACAGCUUGACAUAACCUUUUUAUUGCUAGUUGAGGGAAAACAUAACGUUGUAUGCCUGAACCUAUGAGGACAGUUGUAGCUGAUUGUAGAUCUGCUCAAAUGUUGAGCAUUUCCAUUGGCAUGCCUACCAUGGAAAGCAAGGAGCUUGGAUUCCCAGAGGAGUAACCCCUGUUGCUGGGUAUCUCAUGCUGUAAUGAUAGAAGGGGGUUGCUGGUGCACACAAUCCCCUGGUUACUGCCUGCUAGCUUGGAGUGAUACUUGCUCCUUUUUCAUAACAGAAACACAGAUUUCCCUUAGAACUGAGUCUUACCUUAAUUCUGGUCAGUGUUGUCUACUGAUAGGCAUUGGAGCCGGGAGGGACCCUAAAGCUCAUCCAGUUCCAACCCCCUGCCAUGGGUAGGGACACCUUCCGCUAGAGCAGGUUGCUCCAAGCCCUGUCCAGCCUGGCCUUGAACACUGCCAGGGAUGGGACAGCCACAAGUGCUCUGUUCACUUCAUGCACAUAGAGACAGGCAUUUGGCUCUAGAAAGAGUUAACUGUAGAAAUGGUGGAGAGAGAGGCCUGUAACAUUAAGCAAGUUUUAGUAAUCAUAGAGGUAUGUAACUCUGUCAUUAGGAAUGAAAAAAACAGAGACCUCUGCGCUUGUGCAGCGAGAUCUGUAUGCAACUGGUGGGGUCAUUUCAGUAGAGCAGUCCCCAGGGCAGCAAACCACCACAUCUCUGAGUGAGACCGGUUGUGAUAAUUCCUUAUAAAAAGUGUGCCAUCAGCCUACAGGUACCUGGCUACCGUACAAUCAUAGAACCAAAAACUGGUUUGGGCAGGCUUCUAAGCUGCAAGUCCGGAAAGCACCACAGCACUUGCCUAACUUGAAGCACAUCCCUUGUUGUGUAGAGGUCCAUCUGUUGGAAGCUGGGCACAUGCUGAAGUGUUCUGCAGAGAAAUUUGGUUUAGUGAAUCCAGCUCUUUGGCAUCAGCAGGGUUUAUUUAAGUGCCCAGCAAAGCGGCACGUGCAGUCUAAGAGUGGGGGCUCUCUCAGGGAGCGACUGAGGCAAAAUGUUCUCCUGGCAGGGGCAGAAUCCUCUGUAGUCAGUAAGCAGAUGACUCUGACCAGAGCCUGUAACGAACAUGCCUUGGGUUCAAAUCCAGAAAGUGACUUCUAGAAGACUUUGUAAAAGUUUUAUGAAGUGUUCACUAGGAGUCAGCUGCUGAGGUUUUCACUCCUGAUGUUAUUUAGGAAAGCAGAUUUUUGCCUUGGAGGGGUCUAUCGCUUGCCUGUAUGCCCCUCCAAGACAGGAGCCCAUGUUAGUAGCUCUCCUUUGCAAACAGGACCUGAUGCUGAGCUUCCUCAAGUUAAAAGCAAGGGGGUUUUAACUGAACUAGAAGGGCUUUGGCUCAAGCCCAAGCCUGGGGCAGUUGCCGAUGGGGUUGUACUCUGCAUGGAGAUGUCCAGCAAGUCAGUGCACAGCACACACCAGCACAGGUACCUGUCUCACCUCCUGCUCUCAGCAGCUCCUGCUGGGCAGGAAGGAGAGCUGGGCAGUUCCUCUGUCUGCCCUGCGCUGGUUAAUUCCUUUGGUGUGUGCUCUUGCAGUCCUGGAGCGUGCAUAGGGCCUGGGUGGGCUCUUUUGAAUUUGAGGCUCCAGUUUGCAAUUGGAGGAGAUGGAAAAAGAAUUUUGCAUUGCAAACCAUGGGCUAAGAUCCCACAGCGGGAGUUCUCUCCCAUGUCCCAGCUUCGUGCAACUGCAUCUGUAGGCGUGCAGAUGGCGAAGUAUGAAGGAUCACAUCUAGGACCUUCUGAUGCUCUCGAGCCAACACUUUAAGUUGAAAGUUAUGUUACAAAAAUAGGCUUUUACAUCCUGACUUUGAGUCCUUGCAGCUUGUGUGUAAAUAGGAUUAAUGACUCUUGGCAGGACUAUGGUAAUGAAAGACAGUUUGCAGGACCUGGUCCUGUAUUAGCAUCCAUGUCACUUUUUAACUUUGUUGAGGACAGCCAUCAUUGAGAAAGGGUUAAUUUUCUAUAGGAUGGCUAAGUAGGAUGUCACACUGUGGCUAUAGAAACCAAAUGCAGUCCCUAGCAGAAGGCAAACCUCCUUUACUGGCUGUUACAGCCUUGUUCUAGUGCUGUCUGCCUGCCUUUAAAUGCCCCAAACCAUUGAAAUAACCAGUCAUCACACAGUGCAUGGGAAGAGUUUUCAUAGGAUGGCUUUUAGAAGACUCUUCAAAGGGAAAUUUGCACGUAUGAGGAUACUUUAUAUCCUAGUGGCCUCAAAAUGAAUAAAGUGGAUACAAUCCAGCUCAGUUCUGGUUAUGCAAAGACACUCAUUAUACAAUAAACAUCAUUGAUCUGAUUAAGUGAUUAUAGAUCUGACCUGGACUUUACACUUUCUGAAGCCAGACUGUUCGAUGCUGGUUUUACAAAGGGACUCUGUCAGUAGUUCAUAUAAGUCAUUGGCAGAUUUUUUUGCCUUAUUUUUUUUAAAUGAAUAUAGAUUUAUAUUCAAGCAACAUAUAUAUAUAUACACACAUACAUACCCAGUAUGUCCACUGUUGUUAAAAUGAAGCCCUGUAGUUACCAGCUGCCAUCUGUGUAGGAAUAAGACCCUAUCGUGGCAACUGCUAAGAGUCUUAACUGUAACAGGACUUAAAAUAGUCUUAGACACAUAUAUUUAUAAAUGCAAAAGAUGGUUACUAGUUUUUAUUUGUUUCCACAUUGUGUUAGCAAGGUAUUCUGAGUAGUGCAUUGCAGUUGCAUAUCUAUAAUAUAGCAAGUCAAAAGCUUAAACAGCUUAUCUUUGUACAUUCAGGACUACUUCUAAUUGUAAUUAUCGUCAUUUGAAAUGCCAGUUGCAUUUUCUGGACACAAAGACAGCUUUGAGAAAAAAACAAAGGCACGUGCAAGACAUUGAGGGGGUCAGGAAAUUCUGCACUGAAGUAUUUAUACGUUUUACUUAUUUAUCAUGCACGAAGAGCUGAGCCCCUGGUUUGAGAAAACACUUCCCCAUGCUGGCCAAAGAUUUAGGAACCUGCUUUCAGUCCCCCAUCUAAAGCUAAUGCCAGGUUUUCCUGAACCGGGGACCAAGCAGACGAAGCCAUUAAAAGCAUCAUACCACCCUUUGAGUGGCCAUAAAAAGUAGCAAGGCCUUCUUGGAUGCUUCUUAUAUUAGUAGAGAAGCUGAGGAAUGCUGAGAGACCCAAAGAUGCUUCUGCAAUGCUCACCGCUUGGUCUGUAAGAGCAGAAAUACAUAAAUAACAAAUACUUGUGGCACUCUAAUGUUUUAAUGUCACUGUCACAAGAUACCAUUUGCAAUAAUUAAGAUUCAUGUUUCAUAAGAUACCAACAAGUAGGUUUGUGGGAUUUUUAGGGUUUUUUAUUUUUUAGUAUCUCCUUUUAGUAAGGAAGUAAUCUUCCUUUGCCUGGUUUUACCCAUCUCCCUUUAACAGUAAAUGGCUCUGGUUAAAUGCGAAGAUCUCUCUUUCAAACAGAUGUCAUGCACUACCAAAUGCUUGGGUGAAGCUGACACUUACUGUCCCAGGUUUAUGACAAGGUGGUUCCCCUUUACAGCAGGCAGGAUCUCCACCUUGAAAUCUUGCAAUAAAAAUCAUGCAACCACUUGCAUAUGUGGUACUUCCCUAUUUCCACUGCAUUGGUUUGUUUUGGGGUAGGUCAGCAGAUCUCCAUUGUAGACUAUAUCACAUCGUUGCUAUCAGUGUGAAUUACAAUAGGGCUUGUUGUUGGGAAAUGCAGGAGCAAUGACGGAGCAAUUUACAGACAUUGAUGGAGUCAUUUUACAGACAUUGUAUUGGGAGGAGGAAACUGCAAGCCUGUAUUUCAUCAGACCUUAAAGACUGGGGGAUUUUUCAGAUUAGAAAAGAAAAAAUUGGAAGGUAAAGGCUGAUUGCAUGAAGUAUUGCAUCAGUCUUUCAUAAAGGUUUCCGUAAUGUUCAAGACUUGCAUAAUGUGAGCUCCCACAUUCUGUCAAGCCCAGAGCUGAGCAGAGCUGUUCAUCCUGUGUUCUCAGUAGCAGUCCUUCUCUUCCAGUAACUCUCACUGGAGAGUCAACACCUCUGCAUGCAGCACACAUUUCUGCAUCUCGGAGCUGUAUCGUGAAAUUGCACAAUGCUUGGGUCAGAUGAGCAAGCACAGAACUUGAACUACAACAGGUUCUUGAAAGAAGCCAAAGCAAAAUGUUUGUGGAUAACUUUGUUCUUAAGGUUUGGGGUUUUUUUUAAUGGAUGACAGAAGCAAAGGACACAAAGUGUGAUUCUGUAGCUAUCCAGCACCUGUGAAGAGCAAGUGCAAACGAGUGAUAUGGCAUCACAGAAAGCUGGUUAUUGUGUAAUUGGGAUACUGCAAGUUUUGCAGGGAUUGCAUUUAUGCGAAGGUUUACCUCAAUGCUAUUUGAUCUUUACAGCUUGCACCCUUCUGAUGAAAGGUAUUUCUUGCUGGUGAGAAAUACUGCAUUCCUUUAUCGGGAAGAGAGAUGCCAAAAACUAUGUCUCCACACCAUUCUUAUCCUAGCUUCACAAGUAUGCAUCUUACUUGUUACAGAAAUGGUUGUGUAAAUUGGUAGUGGCAGUGUGUAUACCUGGGGGAUGAGCUGGUAUGCAGUGACCUUUGCCAUGCAUUGAAGAUUUGCGGACAAGUUUUACUGAAUGUGCCAGAUUGACUUCACUGACUGUUCUUGUUAAGCUGAGAAUCAUUACUAGGCCCUUAAUGCAGGCAGUAUCUGUAAGAAAGGGCUAAAGGAAUGACAGAUUUUGUUUGUCCUCACAUUGAAUGUUUGUUUUCAAGCCUGAAACCAAAGUAGGAAGGUGUUUGGCUUUUGAGGAUUGGUGGGGCAGGGGGGGCAGGCGUUGCUCUCUAAGUCCCGUGCAGUCUGAAAUCCCUUGGUGAGGUUGGGCCAUGGCUCAGUCAGCAGGGAUGUGCAGGAGGGCAGGACUGCGUGGUUCAUCUCGUCACAGACACAGGUGAGUGGCAAGUGGCCCCGUGGGGUGAAGUUCGCUUCUGCCUACGACCCCAGCAAAGCCUGGCAGUGGGAAUCCAUACACUGGUAAACUGCGAUUUCACUAGAGCAAACAGGUCAGCAGACAGACCCAUUACCCCUCAGGUAUGUUGUGCAAGUUUCAGGGGCUCCUCCCCUCCCCUUCCUGUACCUUCUCUUCCUCUGGCUCAUCCAGUAUUUUUUGGACCAGGCUUUCAUUAGCUGCCAUUUAUUCACUAAAACCGUGGCUGGAUUCUCAGUAGUGGUGGGCUGCUUCUCACCACCAAAGGGCAGUGGGUGCUGCUGGGUGCAGGCUCUCUUGAGAAACUUCCCUUUGCUUUCUUUUCCUUGCAAGGGCUUUGCCCACCAGUGCCCCUGUGAUCGAGGUGAGUUUGCAACCCCUACCAUGGCUUGUGCUAAAACAGACCGUGAGGAAACCACACAGAUUUCUUUGCAUUGUGUGCGUGGUGGGUUUUCUACUUUAUGGCACAGUCACAGCAUCAAAGCUGCAGGAAGCACAGCAAUAAAAGUGACUGGUACAAGCACCUUUUAUUUGAUUUGGGAUCAAACGAUGCUGUCUGGGUUCCUUUUCACUGAGUGGGACAAUUCUGUGAUGCUUCUAACCAUAAGGAAGAAAACGUAGGUGGUACUGAGGGCAAAUGCACAUGUAAUGUUCAUUUACAGCCAGACAGAAAACAAAAUAACCAGUGGUUUCUAGUAAUGCAAUUCUACUCAAAAUCACUUUUAAAGUCAGCUUAGAAGUGUUAAAAUGGUGGAGCCACAGACAAAACAUUUGUUACCUUUUGAAAUGAGUUACAAUGGUUUUGUCAUACUUGUACAAGUAUUAUAAGGUCAGUCUUUAUGUUUGUUUUACAACUUGUUGUAGAAUAGUCUUCUAUGCAUAGCUGUUCCACUUGCCUGUGUAAGUUACAAAUUUAACAGAAACGAAAGCAUGCGUUUUUCUCUGUUUGCUGGUAACCUAUGAAAUUAGAAACUUGUAUUUCUGUGUUUUUAAUGUGUUACACUAUAAACAAAAUUCACAG
Strigops habroptila (Kakapo) is the source of this 13465-nucleotide messenger RNA. It is a transcript of the gene SLC24A3, whose product is annotated as solute carrier family 24 member 3. The record is from RefSeq and is a predicted model, not a curated record. Gene Ontology annotation, biological process: calcium ion transmembrane transport; intracellular calcium ion homeostasis. Lineage: Eukaryota; Metazoa; Chordata; Aves; Psittaciformes; Psittacidae. Gene Ontology annotation, molecular function: calcium channel activity; calcium, potassium:sodium antiporter activity. The coding region runs from base 123 to 2063 and encodes 646 amino acids. The transcript is spliced from 17 exons. Gene Ontology annotation, cellular component: membrane.